CAGAGAAGAUGCGCAAGUUACCUACCCAAGCCAAAGUUCCAAGCUUGAGCUGGUGGGUAGCACCAAACAGCCAACAAAUUAUAGAAUACAGAUCAUAGGAUCAUAUGAAAACAAAUACUAUAAAUAAAAUAAACCCAGCAGUUUGCUUCAACUGGAAACUCAAUUCUCAUACAGCUUCUCUUUCUUGCGACGCCGUCCUUUGCCUCUGGCAAGCAAAAGUCUCUUUCUUUCGUUCUAGAAAGUCUUAACGUGUAAAACAAAAUUCUUUUUCACCUACCCCUCUGUCUCCCUCGCCCUCUAUUCAAAAACCUGCUUUUUUAGGUUAAAAUAACCAUUUAGAUAGCUCUUCACUUCAUUGCAGUACGUAAAUCCAUAGAUUUUUUUUGGAUUUAUAUGUAUUUUGUGGGGUCCAAUGGGUUCAUGAAUCCAUGCCCCCGCAACCAUUCUCGUCCACCUUGACAAUGUCGUAUGGGAUUUCACCAAAACACACCUCCAACAACCACAUCAUCAACGACCGUUCUCUUUCUUUCUCAUGAUUUCUUCGACUGCUCUGUUAUUUUUUUGUAUGCAUUUACAUUGUGAAAGUUGAGAUUUUUUUUUUUUUUUGCUUUUUUAUUGUCUCUCAUGGCUUUGAGGGCUGCUGGAACCAUCUGGGUUAACCAAAUAAGACCUCUUUCUAAUGUGGGCGGGUCAGAUUCGAUGUGUAGGCGAUGUGAGUUUGGUUUUGAUUUGAGGAGCAAUUGUGAUUUUGAUAGGUUCCCUGAGAGGGAAUGUCGUCGUUUGGCUGUUUUGGCUCAGAGAGCUAUUACUCCUGUUAAAGAUGAUGAGAAGCCCUUCACUCCUGAGGUGGAGCCUUCUGGGGCAAUUGAUAAGGUUCAGCACACUGAGUCCAGGGUCUUUCACAAGGAUUUGAACCUUCUUCCUAAACCAUUGUCAGCAAUGGAUCUUUCUGCAUCUCGUGAUGACAACAAAAAAGUACGUGUUGCUUAUCAGGGAAUAGCAGGAGCAUAUAGUGAGGCUGCUGCACUAAAAGCAUACCCCAAUUGUGAAACUGUCCCAUGUGAACAUUUUGAAGCUGCAUUCAAGGCAGUUGAACUCUGGUUAGUGGACAAGGCAGUCCUCCCCAUUGAGAAUUCAAUUGGUGGCAGCAUCCACCGUAAUUAUGACUUACUCCUUCGCCACAGACUGCAUAUAGUAGGGGAGGUGCAACUGGCAGUCAACCAUUGUCUGUUGGGAUUGCCUGGUGUACAAAAAGUGGAGUUGAAACGUGUCUUGAGCCACCCUCAGGCCCUUUCCCACUGUGAGAUGGCAUUGAGCAAGUUAGGUGUUGUAAAAGUUAGCACUGAAGAUACAGCUGGUGCUGCUCAGAUGGUAGCCACAUGUGGCAUCAGAGAAACUGGUGCCAUUGCAAGUGCUCGAGCAGCAGAAAUCUAUGGUCUUGACAUUCUUGCUGAAAAAAUCCAGGACGAUGAAGAUAUUGUUACCCGCUUUUUGAUACUUGCAAGAGAACCUAUAAUUCCUGGAACUGACAGACCCUAUAAGACAAGCAUCGUUUUCACCCUCGAAGAAGGUCCUGGUGUUCUGUUCAAAGCACUGGCAGUGUUUGCUUCAAGGGGCAUUAAUUUGUCAAAGAUAGAAAGCCGCCCACAAAGAAAUCGCCCUUUAAGGGUCGUUGAUGAUUCUAACAAGGGAAGUGCCAAGUACUUUGACUACCUUUUCUAUAUCGACUUUGAAGCUUCAAUGGCAGAACCUCGUGCUCAAAAUGCUUUAGGACAUUUGCAGGAAUUUGCGAAAUUUAUUCGUGUUCUUGGUUGCUAUCCAGUAGAUAUGAUUCUUUGAUAAGAUGCCUAUAUUGGCAGCUGUUCCUAUUGUUUAUAAGAACCUGAUCCAAGUGAAGCUGGAAUUAGAAAAAGAAAUUAGAGGAAUGUGGUCAAGGCUUGUUGAAUGUUGGUAGGAUGAGAUGACAAUGGCCGCAGCAAGCUCCCUGCUUCUUCAAAGUGAUCUUUCACUCAAAUUUUCAGAUUUCUCUUUCAGAAUUCCUUUCAUCUCCUUAAUGGGGAUAACAGAACAUUAUGUUUCUUUAGGUGUAACAAUUGAAGCAAGUUUAGGCUGGGGCCAUUCCUCCAGUUCUUUAGGUGUUAUUUUGUAUCUAUAUGGACCCCAUGUAAAGGACUGUUGCUCAAAUUGUAAUAAGCAUUAUAUUCAUAGCCCCUUUACCUUCUCCA
Manihot esculenta (cassava) is the source of this 2225-nucleotide messenger RNA. RefSeq names its product arogenate dehydratase/prephenate dehydratase 1, chloroplastic. The record is from RefSeq and is a predicted model, not a curated record. Lineage: Eukaryota; Viridiplantae; Streptophyta; Magnoliopsida; Malpighiales; Euphorbiaceae. The transcript is spliced from 11 exons. Gene Ontology annotation, molecular function: arogenate dehydratase activity; prephenate dehydratase activity. Gene Ontology annotation, biological process: L-phenylalanine biosynthetic process. The coding region runs from base 625 to 1839 and encodes 404 amino acids. Gene Ontology annotation, cellular component: chloroplast; cytoplasm.